Molecule: messenger RNA, 2650 nt
Organism: Nilaparvata lugens (brown planthopper)
Lineage: Eukaryota; Metazoa; Arthropoda; Insecta; Hemiptera; Delphacidae
Product: ubiquitin-conjugating enzyme E2 C
Exons: 6
Coding region: 135-671 (178 amino acids)
Source: RefSeq, a predicted model, not a curated record
AACCGUAACUGUUGAGUUCUGUUCACUGUUAGCUGUUCUAGGUUGUGAAUUUUUGUGGUCGACUAUUGUAUUUUGUAAAAUUACUCGUAUCUAACGAUCCUCUGUACAUUUCCAGAUCAUAUUCAUUAAUUAAAAUGGCUGACCAAAACACUAAUCCAUUUACACAGGAAACCACAGUGAAAACAACUCCAGAAAGAACACAGCUUUCUCAAAGUAAUCAUGCUGUAACGAUAAGAUUACAGAAAGAACUCAUGGCACUUAUGAUGAAUGCGGAAAAAGGCGUGUCCGCAUUCCCAGAUGGAGAGAAUCUGUUCAAAUGGGUUGCUACUAUAAUAGGACCAGACGGAACUGUGUACGAAGGAAUCACUUUUAAGCUGUCUCUGGAAUUUUUGUGCAACUACCCUUACGUUGCGCCAAUUGUUAAAUUCAUAACGCCCAUUUUUCAUCCAAAUGUUGAUCUCAAUGGUAAUAUCUGCCUCGACAUCCUCAAGGAGAAAUGGUCAGCCUUGUACGACGUUCGGACAGUUCUGCUCUCUGUGCAGUCACUACUUGCAGAACCAAACAACGAUAGUCCACUGAACCAAGCUGCAGCUGAACUGUGGCCGAACCAGACUGAGUUCAAGAGGUCGUUGGAAGCUUUAGUGGCUAUGAGGAAAGAAGAUAGCUCAUAGUUGAUUUUCCAUACUUGCAGAGACGAACCAUUCGUGGAGAUAAUGCACAUCUACGUUGUGGUUUUCAAGCUCGGAAAUGAUGAACAAUUACUAUAAACUAAGUGUUAUAUUGUACAUGUUACCUGCCUUUGAUAUUGUUAGAAAAAUGUUACGUUCUCUCUUCAGAUGAUUUGUUGUAUGAUGAAAGCCCAAAGACUUUUGGAUUUUCUUUGAUUUGAAACGUUUUCCAUGUAUGGAUGGAAUUCUUAAUCUUGAUUUGCUUUUUGUGUCAUUCAACAAUAAUACUCAUCGGCUAUACAUAUUUCAGUCUGUGACUGCGUUAAUUUAAUUGAUUAAUUUCUGAAGUUCAUGCUAUAUUGAAAAGAAUUUUGUGAUUGCGUUAAUUCAAUUCAUUUCAUCUAUUAAAAAAUGCCGCAUUAUCUAAGAUAUAAAUAUAUAUCUUUUGUUUUUACUUAUAAACAUGCAAAAAUGGAUUAUGGCAGCUUAAGCAUAUUUCCCAUAAAAUUAAAAUAAGUAAAAUAUUGAAAUUCUGCAAUGUAAGCAUCUACCGAAAAGGAGUUGAAUUUAUUUCAAUAUAACAAUAUGUACCAUUAUAAUCUCUCAAAAGUAUAAAAAUGAUUUGAUUUCCUACACAGAAAUUUAUAAAUAGCGUAAAAAUAAUAAUCCUACAAAAAUACUGUGUUAUAAUUAGUGUUUCUUAUAUUUCAUUACUGUUCCAGAAGACUGUUUUAUUUUUCAUUAGCUGUGUCACUACUUACAAUAUACAUCACACAAAUGUAUUAUAGCGUAAAAAUAAUAAUUCUAAUAUUUCCCACUUAUAGGACAUAGUAUAAUUUUCCCAAUGUGUGUAUUUCUGUUUCAUUUAUUACUGCUGUUAGGAGACUGCUUUAUUUUUCAUUAGUUGUCUCACUUUGAUGACAUAUAGCGCUCACAGUACAAAUGUAUAAAAAUGAUUUUAUUCCCUACUCAUGAAUCUACUAUAGUGUAAAAAUAAUCUUACAUAUUCCUGUUUACAAACAAGACAUAAUGUUAAAUUGUCAAUUGGUGUUAUUUCUGUUCAAUUAAUGUUCCCGAUCAAUUAAUAAUACUUUAUUUUUCAUUACUUGUGUCAUGUCAAUGACAUUACCACAUGCAUCACAAAAAUGUAUUAUAGCGAGAAAAUAACAAUUUUACAAUCUCAUUUAUACAUAUAGGACUUCGUAUAGAUUUGCCAAUUUGUGUUAUUUCUGUUUCAUUACUGUUCUAGAAGACUGUUUUAUUUAUCAUUAGUUCUGUCACUUUAAUGGCAUAUAGCGCUCACAGUACAAAUGUAUGAAAAUUAUUUGAUUCAAUACUCAGAAAUUUAUUAUACAGUAAAAAUAAUAAAAGAAGAUUUUCGUUAUUUGUAAAAACUUAAGGCGAUAACACCAUCAAUAUCAUAAUUAAUGAAAUGAAAUGAAAAAAUUCUUUAUUAGGCGGUAAAUUAAUCUUAGUAAUGUACUGACAGAAGUGUAUUUAACUACAUUAUUAUCAAUACUGAAAUUUAGUGUGAAUUCUAUUAAUUUGCUGUUUCUAGGACACCUAUUAACUGGACCAUGUUGAAACUAUAGGUUAAUGGUCUAUCACAUUUAAUAAGAAUCCUAAAAACCAGACCUAAGAUCAUUACUACAAAUAAGUAUCUGUUUAUGCAAUUUAAAUUUUAGUUAUCUUUUCUCAGAAUAAUCCCAUGUUUUGCAUUUAUAAGUUGAAAUUGAAUAUUUUGUGAUCUUAUUUUGAUAUGUUUUUGCAGCGUAAUUAUUUGUAGGUUGCUAUUUAGGAAGAGGAUUCCAAGGCUAGUAUUUUGUUACUCCAUUAAAUGGAUUUUUGUACUCAUUGAUAUUUUCUUCAAUUCAUUAUAGUUCAUUGAUAUUUUCUAGUGUAGCCUACAAACCUAUUGAUUUUCGUCAAAAUUUUCAAAAAUUUUGUAUAUAAUUAUAAAUAAAGAGUUAUAAUAAAACUUA